Molecule: messenger RNA, 1206 nt
Organism: Zea mays
Lineage: Eukaryota; Viridiplantae; Streptophyta; Magnoliopsida; Poales; Poaceae
Source: RefSeq
ACCACAAAUGUCCAUCACAGAUUCAACAUCACAAAUAUUCAGCAUAGGUUCACCAUGAAUCCUAUAUUUAACGCUUACAAUUAUAGUUCAUCACAAAGAAAAGGAAUAGAAUAAAAAUCAUAGAAGCAUAAAAGGCUCCAAACAUCUUCUUCAACUCAACUAUGUUGUCCUUUAUCUUCUUCAACUCGACCAUGUUGUCAUUCAUCUUCUUCAGUUCGGCAGCAAAUUUGUCCCAGUUUGUAGUCACAUCUGCUCUAUUUGCUACUGCUCGUUCAUCCCAGAUAUUAGACGCCAUCAUCUCCCCAGAGCCACCCACCACCCCUGCCCCUUCAAGCAUCUUGACAUAAUCGUCCAUCCACAUGAAAAAAAUACAUAUUUUAACAACCUUAUUAUCUCGAUAUGGCUUGCUUUCACACUUCACGAACUCUCGACCAAAGUUGCCGUUCUCCCACCUUUUCGAUCUUAGUCUCACGAGCAACUCUGACCUUUCGCAUUUGGGGCAGCGGAUCAGCGACACCAGACCAUAACUGGGCCAUCCUUGUCCUCCAUUGGAGGAGCCGCUUGCCCGCGACAUGCGUGAAUCCAUGGUCGUGGGUGGAGUUGGUGCUCGUGCUCCCCAAAUCUCGUUCGUCUCCGAAGGGGCGAGUAGCGUGCCGCGGCUUGACUACUCGUCAAGACCUUCACACUGCACAGGUCCGAUGUGCUGCCAGCUGUCGGGCGGACGGGGCUGGGCGUAGAGAGCAGGGAGCAGGGAGGAGGACGCCGGAGCCUGGGAAGAUGACGCGUAGGGUGCAGGGAGACGGGGUGUGGAGCAGGGCGGCGCAGGCGCAGAGGAGGCCCACGGCGAAGAAGCCCUCCAGGCCUGCUGCGGCGCUCCUCCACGGUGAAGACGCUCCUCCAGGGCUGCUGCGGUGUCGGAGAAGAAGCCCGUCCGGAGAGGCUACCGCUCCGUGGAUCCGUGGGGGAGCAGGGAUGCGGCCUACAGGAGCGUCCUUCUCGGCGAUUCGGGGAGGAAGAUGGGGCUGGCAGAUUUGGAUCGGGAGAAUGGCGAUUUGGAUCGGGAGAAGAUGAGGCUGGCCGAUUUGGAUCGGGAGACGCGCCGAGCAGUAUCGACGUGGGGAGGAGGCGCGCCGAGCCCCGAGCAGACGACGGUGGGGAGGAGGCGAGCUUAGCGGGGGCGUCGGGAGCGCGUCGGUGGGGAACAAG